AUGAAUGCGGUGCUGAUACUCUUUCUGGUAGCGACCAUAGUGAUCUGUAUUCGCGGCCUUAUGGAUUAUGGAUUCACGCUGGACUCAAUUCCCAAUUUCUUGCUUAUUAUUAUGCUCCUCAUCGUUUCAAUCAUCAUCGUAUUUGCUAUUACAACCGAACGAAAACCAUUCAUUAUGCCGCUGAUUGGACUUCUUGUUAGUUAA
Messenger RNA from Gongylonema pulchrum, 204 nucleotides. The record is from the annotation of a GenBank genome assembly. Lineage: Eukaryota; Metazoa; Nematoda; Chromadorea; Rhabditida; Gongylonematidae.